GUUCGACAGCUCAACCAGGGAUCUCAUGUCCACGUCGUGCGGAUCGCCAUGCUACGCUGCACCUGAGCUUGUUAUCAGUGACGGUCUCUAUGUAGGCACAGGAGUGGAUAUCUGGAGCUGUGGUGUCAUUCUUUAUGCAAUGCUCGCAGGAUAUCUCCCCUUUGACGAUGACCCAUCCAAUCCAGACGGUGACAACAUCAACCAGCUCUACAACUACAUCCUUGCAACGACGCUGGUCUUCCCAGACUACAUUUCGCCCGACGCACGAGAUCUUUUGAGAAUGAUGCUCGUUCCCGAUCCUACCAAGCGGUGUAACAUGAAGAGAAUCAUGAGCCAUAGAUGGUUGCGACCUUAUGCACCCAUGUUCCAGUACAGCAUCGAGGAUCUGGAGGUUAGAAUAAAUGGUCGCUACUGCAUAACACGCAUACUUGGUCCUACAGUAACCCUACUAACUGAGCGCGCAUAACCUCCAUCGUUGUACACAACACAGGCACAAGCCAUGGCAAGACUCAAUGGUACGGUCUGGAUUCCACCUCAACAGGCUGCUGCUGCCGUAGCCCAACCAGCAUUAUUGCCGCCUGUCAAUGCUGGUCCUCCUAGGCCAUCUGCGGACGAGGUCAUGCCAAGGCGACAUACCAUUUGGAUCGAAUCGGCACCCGCUUGGGAGACUGGCCAUCCACUGAUCAAGGAGGAGGAGCUGCGGCUGCCUCUUGUUGCCCUUAAUGAGCACGCCAUGGAUAUCGAUAAGCAGGAGGAGGAGGCGAUGGUGGAUCCUGUGCCAGAGGCAUCAAUCCACGACGAACCCAUGGAGAUCGCAGAGCCUAUCGAGGUCGAUCCUACAGCAGACAUGUCACAGGGCCAUGGACUGGACACGGAUGUGAUGAUGGAGAGUGACACUCAGCUCAAUAUGAUGUCUGUGCCAUCAACAGGCUCGCCAGUAUCGACCGUGAGCCAUGGAGAGGAUCAACACAUGAGCAACGAUAUCACGCCAUCGCCCUCCGCUUCAUUGAUCGCCAAGUCGUCUUCUGUAUCUGAACGCAUCGCGCGCCAGAACCAGGAGGAGAUCACCGCAACGCUCAAUGUUGCGGAGCGACCCAAGACACCGGAGCGGGUGGUCGAGACUAUGAGGGCGAAGCCCAGUGUGGAGAGUACAUUCGAAAUGUCACCCUCGGCAACGGUAUCACGUCGCACGGGCCAACACUCCAGAAUCCGACCCACGACCAUCCACGGAGAGCCUAUGGCGCACAACUACAAUUACCCGACCCCCACAUAUCACGAACCCUUGCCUACGCCCAAACCCCGUCCAAUGCCAUCGCAGGAGAACGCGUUCCUUAUCCCGCCAAAGGUUUACCACCAGUCGCAAUUUCAGCAGUCGUCCCCAUCUCUUCCGAACGGGGCAUCGAAAACAUCUACAGAUACUCCACCUGUACCUACUCGACCAGAGUCUGCGGAUGCAAUGCGCUCACACAACAUGCCACUACCUCCGCCUGUGCCAUCCUCACCCAUGCAGGACAAGAUUCAUCGCAAGGGAACAUCAUCUUCUGGACGUCUCUUCGGAUUCUUGGGCAACCUCUCAAAGAAGCAUGGAGAGUCGAGUACCAACGUCGCGUCUCCCCCCAAGACUAUGCACGAGGCAGGCACGGGUGGCGAUGCCGAGUCACAGGCUGCUCUGUCGCCCCCUACAGUAACAGGAACUUCCUCCAAGGGGCCAGGCUCGAUCAACCAGGUCUUUGGCCGUUACCACCACAACACGGACAAGGCAAAUCAGUCGACCAAGGGCAAGAGGCGCAAGACGCUCAGCCUUGUGGGGGGCUCCAACGAGCAUCAUCAGCAGCAGAUCCAUGGCGGAACGCGACCCCCCGUGCCUUCAACCGAAGGUUUGGGCAUUACCACUGCACAAUCUGGAUCGGGCACUGCUCAACGUAUCAUGGGAUGGCUGCGGCGCAAGUCCUUUGCCAAAAACUCUUCCGACAAACCCCCAGCAGAUGCUGUAUUCGAUCAGUCACGUACCAAUGGCUCCUCGCCGUCACCUGUGCCAGUGCCCAAUAACCGGGUCUCCCGUGCAGGAUCGGUAUCACCUCAGGAUCUCGAGGCAGCAGGCAUUAUUCCACUAGGCGGAGUGGUUGCGACCAACCGUGCACCAGCAACCAAUGGUGCUGCCGGUACGGACGAAGGACGAGAUCCUGCACUGGAAGCGCUACUCCAGAGACUGCCCUCGAACUGGACAGACUCGAAGCUCAAGUGGCAUUCAGGAGCGGUGGAGAUCUCAGCACUGUCAUCGCGUCACCCCGUCGAGAUUAUGUUCGAGAUCAAGAAGGUCGUUCUUCGGUUGGGCAUGGAGUUCCGUGUCGAUUCGGAUUUCAAGGUCAAGUGUGUGCGUCGGAGGAGGCUCGCGGACGGAACGACGGAGAGCAAGGCACACCAUCCUUACAGCUCUCAGCUGCCUGAUGAUACUAUGAGCGUCCUAUCAAGCAACAUGUCUGUGGGCGAGGCAUGGACAUCAGCCAAGGGCGCUGGCAGCUCAGUGAUCAACGGGAAAAAGAGGGGCGGCAUCAGAUCGAUGCUCUGGCGCAACAGUACCGCAUUCAAUUUAUCGUCAUCCCCACCCCCACCCGUACCGGCGUUGCCGGCCUCUCCGCGCGCGUUGCCUCAGGUGAUGAACGGAUCAACCAUGGGCUUAUCCUCGCCACCAGCUAUCGGCUCUGCAGCCACAAAGGAGAUCGAUUCUGACCACGGCGUCUGGGUGAGCGCAGCAGCCGCAACGGUCAACAGCUCUCACAGCUCUGGUGCGGGCAUGUCAUCUCAUGAACCCAACGGUGUCGCAUCCUUGCCCAGCAAUUCGACCAUUGCCACGUCAACGGGUGGUGCGACCGUCAACACAGGACCGGAGCCGCUGUAUGGCGAAGAGUCAAUCGACUCUGGUGAGGAAGUCCGGUUCUCGAUCGAGAUUUGUCGCAUCAAGAACUUGAUGGGCAUCUACUGUGUGGACAUUCGUCGUAUGAAGGGCAACCUGUGGGCCUACAAGUUCCUGUACCAUGCUGUGCUCAAUACUCUGGACCUCAACGGCAAAGGCGGAUACAUUCCCACCCUGCCCGAGAGCGUGAAAGUGGUCCAGACAUAAGGAAGAGACACACACACAGACACACACGCACACACACAACCAUCUCUACCUAUCUCUCGUAUAUGACCGUUUGUUUCUUUUUAUGUGCUUUUCUGU
Gamsiella multidivaricata is the source of this 3217-nucleotide messenger RNA. RefSeq lists its product as uncharacterized. The record is from RefSeq and is a predicted model, not a curated record. The transcript has 2 exons. NCBI's taxonomy places the organism in Eukaryota, Fungi, Mortierellomycota, Mortierellomycetes, Mortierellales, Mortierellaceae. The coding region runs from base 500 to 3121 and encodes 873 amino acids.